Messenger RNA from Mytilus californianus (California mussel), 1651 nucleotides. Its product is annotated as surfeit locus protein 6 homolog. The transcript is spliced from 5 exons. The record is from RefSeq and is a predicted model, not a curated record. Gene Ontology annotation, molecular function: RNA binding; DNA binding. Gene Ontology annotation, biological process: ribosomal small subunit biogenesis; ribosomal large subunit biogenesis. Gene Ontology annotation, cellular component: nucleolus. Bases 195 to 1625 code for a protein of 476 amino acids. Lineage: Eukaryota; Metazoa; Mollusca; Bivalvia; Mytilida; Mytilidae.
CAUUUGUUGAUAUCCGGAUUUUCAACACGUGGGGAAAUAUCUUCAAAAUCAAGUAACAGCAUAUAUUUUCAGCCGAUAUGACAAUAUAGUAAUGUAUUUUGUUAUAUAUUGACAUUUUUAUUACAUUUACAGUACAAAAGUGGCACAUAAGCUGAGGCUAACUUGAUUUGUAAACUGUAUUACAAUCUCCAUCCAUGGGCAUGGGAAAGAAAAACAAGAAAAGGGUUGUUGAAUCACUUGAUGACCAAGAUAUUGACGAACCAGACAGUUUUCACAGUCAGGACAACAUGACCAAAUCAGGAAAAAAGUUGAAACUAGAUAAAAUUGCUGAGUCAGCAAUUAAUCAAGAGUCUGUGUCUCAUUCAAGUAAUAAGAACAAUAUUUUAAAGAAGGAUAAAGACAAAAUUUCUGCUAAACAAAAUUUUUUAUCAGGCAAUGUUUCUAUGGUAACAGUGUCGGAAAAAAGCAGUACAAACAUUCAUCGCAAGAAAUCGAAACAUAAAGCUGACACUGAAUAUUCGGAAAAUGAAGGCCAUACAAAAUUAAAACAGAAAGAUGUGAAUAAUUUCGGCACUGUGACAGACAUGACAGAAGUGGCAGCCAAGAAGGAAAAUAAAGGAGGAUUAGGAAUGAAUAUUGCUGUUAUCACCACACAAGACGAUUACGAUUUUAUUAAAUAUCAUUUAGAUAUGGUUCCUCCACAUAUUCUAAUGGAUAAAAGUCAGGUGAUUGAAGAUGAUUCAGAUGAAGAGGAGAUGUACUUAUCAAAAGGGAAACCUCUAGGCAAAAAGUUUGGGAACAGAGGUAGUUUUUCAAAUAAAACAGCACCAAAAAUGCAAGAUGACAAUGAUAACUCUACAGGGACAUACAGCAAAAUUAAAGAAAAGAUGAAGCAUAAGAAACACAAAAAGAACAAAAAAGAAUCAACAGAUACAGAAGCUGGAAAUGAGAGGUCACAGAUGCUUCAAGAAAAAUUAUUCGCAAGGAUUGAAGAGCUGAAAGGUAAAAGAAAUCUUACUACAGAUGAAUUCUUAGAGAAAAAAAGAUUAAGAAGGAAAGAAAGCAAGCUGAAAAAGAAAAUGACAAAAAAGGAAGAAAAAAAUAAAGGUAAUUUGACGAAACCAGAUAUUAAUGGAGACAUUCCUGUCAAGAAACCAGCUGUUACACCUGUAAAGGAUAAAACUGGAAAAAUGGUAUUCAGUAAAUUUGACUUUGUUGACUCUGGGGAUAAAGAGGCCCCACAGAAUAACUUAAAAGGGAAGGAUUUUAAGAGACUUUUAGAGAAAGUAGAGAAGAAAAAGCAGAAAAUAGAAAAACUAAAAGAAACAAAUCCUGAGGCUGCCAAAGCUGUUGCAAGUAAGGAGUCUUGGAAAAAAGUUAUGGCUAAAGCUGAGGGUGAAAAGAUAAAAGACGAUCCAAAUUUGUUAAAGAAAAGUUUGAAAAAGAAGGAGAAAUUUAAAGAAAAACGGAAGAAACAGUGGGAUGAAAGAACAUCUCAGACUGAACAUCGAAUGAAAGCUCAGCAAGAUAAAAGAAAGAAGAAUAUAGAUUCUAGAAAACAAGCUAAAAUAGACAAAAAGAUUAAACGAUCCAAAAAGAAAGGGCGGAUGGUGCCAGGAUUUUAAUAUAUCAAUAAAAAUAUGUAUAAAAA